Porites evermanni is the source of this 1419-nucleotide messenger RNA. The record is from the annotation of a GenBank genome assembly. NCBI's taxonomy places the organism in Eukaryota, Metazoa, Cnidaria, Anthozoa, Scleractinia, Poritidae.
CAGGCUCUGAAGAAAAGCGACUGUGUAAAACAUUUUCAAGGGUGCACCGGACAAAAAAGGGGCAAAGAGAUGUCAGGUUUAAAAAUGAAGAAAGAAACUCAUUCCACCGGUUACCAUUUGCUUAGAAGUGAUCCAGUCUUGGCUGAUGAGUUAGAAGAACCACCGGAAUCAAUCCAAGAAGAAGAAUCAGCCGAAGACAAAGCAGCUGCCACCGACAAGUCUCCUCUCUGGAAAGCAGUAGUCAACUUGAUGAGUACCAUUGAGGGAAAAGGCCUGCUCGCACUACCAUAUGUCAUAGCUCAGAGUGGACUAGUGGCCAUAGCAGCAAUGGCAGUUGUGCCAUUUAUCGCUUUCUACACUGGAGCAAUCUUGAUUGACUGCCUUUACGAAAAAAACGAUGAUGGAGAAAGAGUGCGUGUCAGAUCCAACUAUAAACAACUGGGUGAAGCUUGCUCCCCUCGUUUUGGCGGUACCAUAGUUUCCGCUAUCCAGUUAGUGGAACUUUUUCUCCUGGCAUCUUUGUACCUUGUAUUAUUUGCCUCGCUUUCGAGAGGUAUCUUUCCAGAUUUGCCGCUGUCCGACAAAGUAUGGAUGCUUCUCGCAGCUGCGGUGAGUCUUCCAACUUUAUUUGUGAAGAAUCUCUCGCAGGUUGCAUGGAUGAGUUUAUUGAGUGUGAUAGCUUUAAUGGUAGCAGUAGUUGCUGUUUUAGCUUACGGAAUAGCUCAUGAAUACUCAUGGGCCCCAAGGGAAAUCUUGGUGUGGAAUAUAGAUAAAGUGCCCGUUUCGUUUGCAAUCAUUAUCUUCAGUUAUAUAUGCCACCCUGUUUUGCCAGGUGUUGAGGCAAGCAUGAAAAACAAAUCCAAAUAUCGCACAAUGCUUGCCCUUUCAUACCUUUUCGUUGCUAUCGUAAAAGUAGUUUUUUCAGUGUGUGCAUUUUUAUCUUUCAGUUCUAAUAUCCAAGAUGUUAUCGUAAACAGCCUUCCUAUGGGAGUUAUACGUACCCUUGUAAACGCAUUUUUACUUUUAAACGUAAUUUUUUCAUAUCCCUUCUGUGUAAUAACGAUAAUGCAAAUAAUCGAAGAAUCAGUCUCCCUCGAUUCGUUCUCUUGCAAGAUACCGGAUUUUGUUUGUUUUAUUGGCAUCCGAGUUUCAACCAAUUUCCUAACCCUACUUCCAGCAAUUCUAAUCCCACAUUUUGCGCUAUUUAUGGCGUUUAUUUCAAGUUUAACGGGAUCUGCCAUUGCGUUUAUUUUACCAGUAAUUUUCCACCUCGUCAUAAAACAACACGAACUAAAACUAUACCAUUAUAUUUUUGAUAUAUCAGUUUUAAUUUUCGGUUUCCUUGCUGCUGCACUUGGCUUGGUUUACAGUGGGAAAUCUCUUUUUGAGGAUUUGUUCCAUCAUCAUUCAAAUAAGUAA